Messenger RNA from Bactrocera oleae (olive fruit fly), 1035 nucleotides. RefSeq lists its product as uncharacterized. Gene Ontology annotation, biological process: apoptotic signaling pathway; positive regulation of apoptotic process; apoptotic process. Gene Ontology annotation, cellular component: Ino80 complex. NCBI's taxonomy places the organism in Eukaryota, Metazoa, Arthropoda, Insecta, Diptera, Tephritidae. The record is from RefSeq and is a predicted model, not a curated record. Gene Ontology annotation, molecular function: DNA binding.
UUUUGAUGAAGUAAAAUUAUCGCAUGAUUUAUAUAUGAAUAGCGAACAAGAAUAGUUUGUUUUAGUUUGUAUUAGUAUGUUUUAAAUAUAUUAAUAAAAUAAUUUUAUAUAUCCAAUUAAUAUUUAGUAUUUAUAUUAAUAAAUAAUAUGUGUAUGAUAAUUGAACAUUUAAAACAUGCCCAUAACAAAAACUUUAUCAUUGUGAAUGAAUAUGAAGCAAAAGCAAGAUAAAGAAGAAGUAUUCAAUUGUUUACAUUUAUUGCAAGAAUGAUAGAAUAUAUUAUUGUGUUACUGAUUUAACGUGAGAUCCGUAAAUGGAAAAUAAAUAGUAAUUUCAAUUAAAUUAUUGGCAUGCAAGCUACGAUAUAAACUAAUAAUUAAUUAUGCUACUUGAUGAGAAUGUACAAAAGUAUAAAAUACUUGCUGAGAAAAUCUAUGAGCGAUGCCAGGAACUACAAAUAGAGAAUGAGCGUUGUGUGCUACGCAUAAACACAGUUAAAAAACUUUUGCGUAGACGUACCCGCGAUGUGGAGUUAUUGAAGCGUCGUCUUGAUAAGCAUAAUGAUAUUUGGCGACAAUUACCCAUGGUGGCACCACAUCCAAAACGUAAAAUCGAACAAAAACGAGGGCCUAAGCCAAAGCCAAAAAACCCUACCGAAGAACCAACUGAGGGAAAAGUCAAGAAGGUACGAAAACAACGCAUGAAGAAGACUAUUGCUCCACAACGAAACAAUGUUGAGGGAAGUAUACAGCCCUUACCACAUUUCAGCGAGCAUCAGGAGAAACAAUUAUUACUGCAACAACAAUUUGUACAAUACAAACAAGAUAUUUGAAUCUAGAUUUAUGUAUUUGAUUAUUUUAAUGUGAUUUUCCCAAGCGUACAUAUGUAAUAUGCAAAUAUUCAUUGUCAACCGAACAUAACAGUGAAACGAGCUCCAUUUAGAACUGGUGAUAAUCAGUUAGAAUUUUAAAUGAAAUAAAAAGAUUCGUAUUUAUUAACAUAUAAUAAUACCAAACACUAUCAAAAUCGCAAAA